Cryphonectria parasitica EP155 is the source of this 804-nucleotide messenger RNA. Its product is annotated as Formyltransferase. The record is from RefSeq and is a predicted model, not a curated record. Gene Ontology annotation, cellular component: mitochondrion. Gene Ontology annotation, molecular function: methionyl-tRNA formyltransferase activity. The transcript is spliced from 2 exons. NCBI's taxonomy places the organism in Eukaryota, Fungi, Ascomycota, Sordariomycetes, Diaporthales, Cryphonectriaceae. The annotation marks the transcript as partial. Gene Ontology annotation, biological process: biosynthetic process; conversion of methionyl-tRNA to N-formyl-methionyl-tRNA.
AUGUGCAGACUCGUUCCAAGACACACAAGCUUGCUCGCAACAUGUAACCACUCAUACACUACCAGCAGGCCAUCGACCUCAAGACAAACUCGCCAUAAUCACACAGCUUCACCCUCGUCCUCCUCGUCCUCCUCGUCCUCCUCCUCGUCCUCCUCCUCCUCCUCCUCCCCCAGCAAGACCUCAGCGCCGCUUCGCAUCCUCUUUUGCGGCUCCGACGCCUUCAGCUGCGCCUCUCUCACAGCGCUACACGACCUGCACAAGGCCCAGCCCGACCUGAUCGAGUCCAUCGACGUCCUCGUGCGCCCAGGAAAACCCGGCGGCCGCGGCCUGAAGCGCAUCGCCGUAGGACCGCUCUUCCACCUCGCCCACGCCCUCCACCUCCCCUUACACCAGCGCGACACCUUCACGGGCUGGGACCUGCCCCUGCCAGGCCGCCUCACCCACCGCGGCCACCUGCCCUUCAACCUCCUCAUCGCCGUUUCCUUUGGCCUCUUUGUGCCCCCGCGCAUCCUCUUCUCCCUCGCAUACGGCGGCCUAAAUCUCCACCCCAGCCUCCUGCCGGACCUGCGCGGGCCCGCCCCCUUGCAGUGGACCCUCCUCGCCAACCGGCCCGGCGCCGGCGUCACCCUGCAGACGCUUCACCCGACCGAGUACGACCGGGGCCACAUCCUCGCGCGCACCCCCACCCCAGGCCUCCCCAUCCCGCCACGGUGCACCACCCCGCAGCUCCUCGAGAGCCUCGCCCCAGUCGGUGCCGCCCUGCUCGCCGACGCUCUCCAGCAGGGCCUACACGUCCCCCCCUAC